AUGAAGAGGUCACGAUGUGAACACUGUGCAGCGGGGACCCCUUCUCAGCAGAGCCAGUAUGGGAAGCCUCAUGUCAACACGUCAGACCAACAGCUCCACAGUGACGAUGAUGGCCUAAACUACUCUGCCCUGAAGUUCACUGACAAGAACAAUUCAGGGUCCAACAGCAUGUCUGUGAUCCAGCAGUCUGUGUCUGAGUCAGUCCAGCCAGGAGACUCUGUGACUCUGAACUGUACAAUACACACUGAGACCUGUGCAGGAGAACAUAGUGUCUAUUGGUUCAGACAUGGCUCAGGAGAAUCCCAUCCAGGAAUAAUUUACAACAAUGGAGACAGGAGUGAUCAGUGUGAGAAGAACCCUGAGGCUGGGUCUCCUACACAGAGCUGUAGCUGUGUCUACAACCUCCCCAAGAGGAACCUCAGCCUCUCUGAUGCUGGUACUUACUACUGUGCUGUGGCCUCAUGUGGGGAGAUACUAUUUGGCAACUGGACCAAGCUGGACAUUGUCUAUGGUUGUAAGGAGGACCAUGUUCUCUUGGUGUACUGUCUUGGUGUAGUGUUGGCUCUUUGUGUCAUCCUCAUCAUUGUCCUUGGUUGUGUUUUGUAUAAGAUGACCAAGAAAACCUCUCUGCUGUGUAGAGGAACACACCCUCAGUCAAGUACUUCAUCAGUCCCCAGUUCUCAUAACCAGGAUCAAGAUGCUGACACACUCCAAUACGCUUCUCUGAACGUCAUCCACAAGAAAGUAAAGGCUGGGAGACAGAGGAGUGCCAUGGAGAGAGACACUGUGUACUCUGGGGUGAGACUCCAAAACAUGGACUGA
Molecule: messenger RNA, 822 nt
Organism: Coregonus clupeaformis (lake whitefish)
Lineage: Eukaryota; Metazoa; Chordata; Actinopteri; Salmoniformes; Salmonidae
Exons: 8
Coding region: 1-822 (273 amino acids)
Biological process (GO): response to bacterium
Source: RefSeq, a predicted model, not a curated record